Messenger RNA from Cephus cinctus (wheat stem sawfly), 6092 nucleotides. RefSeq names its product WD repeat-containing protein 81 (gene Wdr81). The transcript has 22 exons. Gene Ontology annotation, biological process: aggrephagy. Gene Ontology annotation, molecular function: protein binding; phosphatidylinositol 3-kinase regulator activity. The record is from RefSeq and is a predicted model, not a curated record. Lineage: Eukaryota; Metazoa; Arthropoda; Insecta; Hymenoptera; Cephidae. The coding region runs from base 15 to 5894 and encodes 1959 amino acids. Gene Ontology annotation, cellular component: mitochondrion.
UUUACGCUAUAACCAUGGAUAUUAUAGAACAAGAGCUUGACAUUCCUGCAAAGUAUAUGAGAAUGAAAGAUGGAAGGAUCUGUGCUGCUGUUCACAGAAGCUGGUUGACCAGCUUAACGACUAUUGGUCCUGUCAGUUUUAUUAAACAUGAACGUUUAUCCUCUGAAGAGAUAGCUGCCAAUCCAUCCUUAGAAGAAUUAGGUUCUAGUUGGUUAAAAGUAUAUAUAAAGGUUUAUCCCAAACAGAACAGAAAUGCUAUUCCACUUCCUAGAGCAAGGCAUGUUGCAAAUUCAAGAGCUACAUCGGAGCUGACAUUUACCCAAUUUUUUCAUUACGUCGCAGAGACUAAUCAUCGUAAUUUGUGGAAAGAAGCAUAUAAAAAAUAUUACAGUAAAUGGAAUCUAUUAGAUCAUAGAGAACAAUAUAAUAUAAUGGCUAAUAGUACUGAUAUUGCUGUGAUGCAAGAAGUAAUAUCACGAAUGUAUGGCUGUACAUUAGUACAGUUACAAAGUGGUAAUAUCCUUUCAGUAUCAAAUGGUUCUGUUGUUCAACCUCAUUGCAAUCUUCUCCCUGCGUUUCUUGCCUUGGAAACAGAUUCUGUAUUUAUGGUGAUAUAUGAACAAACAGCUAAAUACUCACUGCAAGAAUGUGUAACAUACAGUCCUGCAGCACUGUCUUCUAGCCACAGUAAACCUCUUUUUAUUGUAUACCAAAUACUACGAUUAAUGAGAGACAUGCAUGACAUAGGAUUAGCACUUGGUGAUAUCACAUUAAGUGACAUAUUAAUCACAGAAAAUUUUACAAUACAGGUGCUACCAAAAUUAAGUGAUAAUAUUUAUCUGAGGCCAGAGUCACAUUGUACAGAUACACCUACUACCCAAAGUCCUAGAAUUCCUAAGCAGUACAAUGACAGCAGCAGAGAAUUAAUUAAUAAUCAUACAACUAAUAUGAUCCCAGGAAGUCCUGAUUUUGGAUCUAAUGAAAAUAUUGAACGUCUUUGUGAAAUGUGGGUCUAUGGGCAGAUUAGUAAUUUUGAUUACUUGACAGCUCUGAAUAAUUUAGCUGGUCGAAGAUAUGGUGAUCCAAGUUGUCAUCACGUUAUGCCAUGGGUAACAGAUUUCACGCAGAGAAAUGGUGGAAACUGGAGAGAUUUAACCAAAUCUAAAUUUCGGUUAAAUAAAGGAGACAGGCAAUUGGAUUUGACUUUUGAUUCCCAAACAAUAGAGGUUGGACAUCAUGUAUCUGAUGUACUAUCUGAGAUUACAUAUUAUGUGUAUCUUUCACGGCGCUACAACAAAUCUGUUCUCUGCAAACAUGUCAGACCAUUAUGGGUUCCUUGGGAGUAUCCAGCCUCCAUUCAAAGAUUACAUGAUUGGAGUCCCGACGAGUGUAUACCUCAAUUUUUUACAGAUCCAAAUGUCUUCAAGUCAAUUCACGAGGAUCUUCCUGACUUAGAAAUUCCAGCAUGGGCAACAUCGCCAGAAGAUUUCAUUGAAAAACAUCGCGAAGCUCUUGAGAGUCUUUAUGUUUCUGAAAGAUUGCAUCAUUGGAUUGACUUGACUUUUGGUUACAAAUUGUCAGGAUCAGCUGCUAUAAAAUCUAAAAACGUGUGUCUGCAACUUGUUGAUAAUCAUACAGAUUUAACAAGUUCAGGUAUAGUCCAACUGUUUGGUCAGCCUCAUCCACAGAAAAUUGUUGCUUCACCAUAUUGGAGUAAAAUACCACCACGUCUUCAUAAAUCCGUUCUAAAGGACAAGACGAAAUACGAUCGUUCUGCCGAGAAGAUGAGCGAGGACGAGGGUCACAGUUCAGGGUUCGAAGAAGAAGAUUCUACACUAAUGUCAAAUGCAACGAGAUCUUCACCAUUAGCAUUGAGCCGUUUAUUAAGUCGUUCUCGAGGAUCUUUACUCUUCCCAGAUGAAAAUGCGAAACCUGAAAAGUCAGCCAGCCAAAUAAUUCUUCCUAAGGAUUACAACCCUGUAGCAGCUUUAAUCCAAGUGGAAACUAUGCACGCGUUUUUAAACAAAGUUAGCCAUCGUGUGUACAAGCCCUUCGAGAUUUCACGCGAUAAUUUCAUAAACUACAAACAAAUUGUUGCUUCUGGUAGAAUCAAAGAGCAGCAAAUUCUAGGUUGUCUGAUUGUGGAAAUAUUUCUUGCCGGAAAAUUGAGAGCUACAAGAAAUACUGGCAAUGUGUCUUUUGUCAAUAGAUUCAAUACUUGUCUGAACACUUUGAAAGCAUCACCGGACGCUUUGCCAAGAUGCGUGAGAAAAGUUGUGACACUUUUAUUGCAAGUGGACGUACUGCCCAAAUCCUAUAAUCUUGAAAAUCUCGAGACAAAUGAUACAAACACACCUAUCAAUAGCACAAGCACACAAUUUCGUUAUCCAACAGUGACUUACAUGGGACUCCCACCACCGUCUGCUCAUCAAUUACUACAGCCAAUUCUUUCUGGCAAUUUAUUUCCUUUUUCAAAGUAUUUUCAAUGUCUCUAUAAUAUUGUAGACAUGCUACAGGAGUACAAUGUUCUGGCACGAGAGUUGAACUUCAUUCUACAGCUAGAAGAAGACUGUGAAGCAAUGGCUAAAACCAAAAUACAAUAUCUCUGCAAAAUCAGCGAGUGCAAAGUGAAGGCCAUUGCCAGGGAAUUAGAACGUCUUCUACCAGAAGCUGGAAAUAAUUCUGAAGCAAGUUUACAGCUUAUAGUACCACACGUUAGACAAAUUUUAGAAGAACCAUACAGCGCAGUUUUAGCUGCUUGGUAUUUAUUUGAUCCCAUUGCUAAAGCACUAGGUCCUAAGGAUGCGGCUGACACUUUUCUUGAUCCAAUUGUGAAACUUUACGAAAAUGGCUCCAUCAUGGAUGGCUGUAUUCAUAUGGAUGUGUUUUCUGCUGCUUCCUUAGCAAAGUUUCGUACCAUGAGAUUGUACCAUAGAAGUUUUUUAUUGAAGUUAAUGGUGCGACUUGGUUUACGUCGAUUCCUUGAUAACUUUAUCACUCCUCUCGUGGAGGCCGUUGGUGGAUACAGGGAUCAUCUUCAAGGCUCUUCCAGCACAAAUCAUUAUAGAACAGGAAAUCUCAAGAGUUGUGAUUUGAGCGGAAGCUGUGGUGACAGUGAUGCAAUUUUAUCACCUUUGGAUGAGGAUUCUUCAGUAGAUUCAGAAAAUAAUAUCCCAACCUCAUCUGGAUCCAUAGUCACUGAUUCUAGAAAUGCUUAUUCAGCUGAUAAUGAUGUCGAAGAAGUCUUUACAUUAGAAACAGAAGAUACCUCUGGUCCCUGCAGUACCAAUUCACCAUACCAUAUCGACAUGCAUCUAGACCUGAAUCUGAGUCUCAACGAUUUAUCUGAUGAUACAAACAGAAUCUCACCACCCGGUACACUUAAAUCUCCAACAAUUCCAAUUCCACGUCGAUCUGACGGCGGAAAGCUGGUUACCGAUUUUAACAGUAUUGGCUGUCACGUUGGUAGCAAAACAUCGAGUGAGAAUACGCCGUUCAGUAGCUCAUACGCAGGAAACGUACAGUCAGGCAGUAAUGUAUCAGAGAACGUAUGCACUUUAGGUUCUGAUAAUUCAAAAUCUGUCACACUACGUCUCGAAUACGAAGAUAGAACAGACAACGAAGAAGAUGAUAACACCAUACGAGUGGACACGAAUGUACAAAAAUCAGCACCUAAUGAUUGCAAAGUAUCUGAAAUGAGCACAGAAUCUGUGAUAUGGUUAUCACAUCGUUUGGGGCCUGUAUUAACAGCGCGUUACCUGUCAAGAAAUCUUUUGAGGAUGCUUACUCUUUGCUAUGCAGGCAGAGAAAAUCUUUCACCAGUUCCUGACUGUGAGUUUACGAGUAUAGAAACAUCCAGCUGGAAUAGUACGAUACUCGUAGGUGACAGAAAUGCCACAAAGGUCUUGGAAUGUCUCACAGCCAUUUCCGGUCUGUAUGGCGAACAGAUUAUCCUUCUGCAAUACUUUGCACAUGUCGGUGAACUCUUGUCUCUUUGUAAGCGAAAACUAACGCCAAAUCUUGAAGGUGGCUUAGUUUCAUGCUUGGCUCUUCUUACUCACAUCACACCUUGCUUGAGUGAUUCUACUCUAAUAGACGUUUUACAUGAAAUCAUAUUGAAAUCUAUAUUGCAUCCUACUGUAAGAAUUCUUUCUACAACACGAUACACAUUUCCGAAUGGUGUUAUCGCACGGUCUGCAUUGGCUGAUAAAUAUUUGGAAACACUAUUCUCAUUGAGCUUACGUCUCGGCAAUGUAAUGACAAAGAGUCACUUGACAGUACCUAUCCAGCGGUUCUUCCUGGCAUUCGACAAGGCAUUUAGUCUCCAUGAAAAAGCUACUUAUAAGGAUGAUCUGAGAAGAUCAUCAACUACUGUGAAGGAUGAUGAACAUGAUGGCAAUACUCAGCAAUGGGCUAUCAUUGGCACUCCUCUUUGCACUAAUCAAGUUAGAAAUGGUGUUAAUGAGAUUGCUGAUUCCUAUUCACCACCUGCGAUAGAAAGUCAUGAUAUAUCAGAUCCUCAGAGAAAUAAGGCUUUUGAGGAACUGAAAGCGGUUUUUACUACCGAAUUUGCACAUAAGGCUUAUGUUAUGUUUUAUCGUUACAUUGGAGAUGUAUUGUUGGAGGAAAUACUAAAAAAUCAUCAACUCAUUCGUGAUCUCUCUUAUGCUUAUGAGCAGGAAGUUCAAGUGACCUAUCCAAAUAUUGGUUCCUCUGAUAUUCUUUACCUAACGGAAUAUGCGCCCUUGGAAAAUGAAUCUGAUGGUAGGGGAGCUGGAAGUUUUGGAAACAUUUCAGUGAUAGGAAAUCGAAUUGAAGUACAGAGAAAUAAUACAGUUCCUCAAGCUCAGCCACAGACUGAAAAUAGCUCAGCACCAAAUCGAGAAUCAUCUUCAGCCAGUCGGCAUCUUCGAGGCAAUUGGUUAGCAUAUUGGGAGCAUGAAAUUGGAAGAUCAGACAAAGAUACUAGGUUCAAUAUAAAGCAGAUAAAACUUCAGAAUUUUAAUGGUCAUACUAAUAGUAUACGAUGCCUACAUGUUUUGGAUAAUGAGAACAGUUUUAUGAGUGGUUCUCGUGACAAGACUGUAAAACUUUGGAGUCUAAGAAGUCAGGGAGGCGGAAGUGCAGUGUCCUCCUGUCAGUAUACAUAUACAGGUCACAAAAAAUCUAUUCUUGCCAUAACUUUCUUAGAAUCCUUGAGAUACGCAGUGACCUGUGAUGGCUCUAUUCACUGCUGGGAUAUCUUCAUGGGUUCUUUAUUGGCAUCACCAGAAAGUCCACGUCCAGCACCUGUCAACACUUUGGCAGCGAGUCCUGCUCCAUCCACUACGCUUCUCGUGGCAACGACUGAUAUUAAUUUGAGAGUCAUUGACUGCAGAACCUUUCAAUAUGUUAAUGAAAUGAAGUUGUCAAUGAAUCCCACAGGACUGAUUAGAUGUAUAGCCGUAGCACCUAGUGGACACUGGGUGGCAUUAGGACAGGCAUCUGGUUUCCUAACUAUUCUCGAUAUUCGCACUGGUCUCAUUAUAGCAUCAUGGAAAGGGCACGAGUGUGAGGUUCUACAAUUGGAGGCAGUUAAUGAAACUACAAUAGUCAGCUCCUCCCUGGAUCAAACCAUAGCCGUUUGGAGCGCUAUAGAUGGGAAAUUAAAAUUUCAUAUGAAAGGGGUUACUGAACCAGUACAUUGUAUGGCUGUGUAUGAAGAGGAACUUAUAUCAGGAACUACGGCCAAUCGUAUUGGCGUUCAUACUGCAGUAGACGCUACGGCGUCGUUUUCGUCAACAAAGUUGAGGUCCGACGCUUUUAAGGGAGUUCUUACUGCUAUGGUUGUACUUCCAUUAAACAGGCUACUUUUACUGGGUGCUGAUAAUGGUGGAAUUAGUCUGCUGUGCUGAAUGACUGCAGUGCAGUGUGAUAGGCAGAGCCACAGCAUCUUCAAAUACGGAUCCAUCCUCCUCAGCAGCGUUUUCUGGCAUCAGAACUUUGUCAGUGGCGGAUUCGACAGACUCAAAUUGCUUCUUGAAGAAAUGCAAUUGGAGAAAGUGCUGUAUUCCAAGAGAAUAAAAGGAGUAGUAAUUGGUAGAAGAUGGUAA